AUGAUUGUUGUACAUUACAAAUUGAUUUUUGAUUUUUCUAAAUUACAUUCAUUAAAUGUCAAACAUAAACAUGAUAAAAGUCGAGAUUAUGCAAAUCCAAUAUUACCACCAAGUGAAAAUUCUAAUGAACCUGUUUCAAUUGAUGCAAGAUGUUUAACAGAUAUUUCAAAUAUUUACGGUUCACCAAUAAUGACACUUACUGAAGCUCCAUUGACAACACUUUCUGUAAUAAAUAAUGGUGCUAUUCAUCUUCCAACUUCAACAGCAACCAUGUUAAAUGUAAGUCAAUUAGCUCAACAAUACACGACAGCAUUAGCUUGCCAAAUUUUAAAUAGAAGAAAUCCUACGACAACAUUAUUAACAACAACUGGUACAACACAAUCACCAUUAUCAUUAUCAACAUUACAACAACCAUAUCAUCAACAUGCACAAAUAAUAAAUCCGUAUAUUACUUCCAAUUUCAGCAUCAUCAUCUGUUGA
Messenger RNA from Rotaria sp. Silwood1, 480 nucleotides. The record is from the annotation of a GenBank genome assembly. NCBI's taxonomy places the organism in Eukaryota, Metazoa, Rotifera, Eurotatoria, Philodinida, Philodinidae.